Messenger RNA from Anopheles nili, 3951 nucleotides. RefSeq lists its product as uncharacterized. Gene Ontology annotation, biological process: nervous system development. The coding region runs from base 1 to 3951 and encodes 1316 amino acids. Gene Ontology annotation, cellular component: external side of plasma membrane; signaling receptor complex. The record is from RefSeq and is a predicted model, not a curated record. Gene Ontology annotation, molecular function: signaling receptor activity. Lineage: Eukaryota; Metazoa; Arthropoda; Insecta; Diptera; Culicidae. The transcript is spliced from 16 exons.
AUGAGCGCCCGGGCGGGCUGUGAGCUGAAUGGCCGCUCGGUACGACACACCGCAAGGACGAGAGCCAGGAUGCCGCUGGGUGCGACGAUCCUGUUGGUGGUGUUGCUGGGCCCGGCGGAGCGUACGGUUCGCUUUGGGGCCGUUCGCGGAAGCGAGUUUCCUGAGCGGGAGUGCUGCGAUCCCGUGUAUCCACCGAUGCCAGAUCCGGAACCGGUUCCGGGUCCGGCCUAUCCUACGACGACGAUUUCCACCUCCUCGGGCCAGUUCCAGCCAGGAUCGGGUGGGACCGGUGCCGGUGGGUAUGGGAUUGCACCCGGACCUGGCGGGAUUGGUUCCGCGGCUGGCGGAGGCCUGACGGUGCUUGGGAAUGAGCUGGGAGGCGGUACGACCGGGACAGGAUCCGGCGGACAGCAGUCAUCCUCGCGACCGAUGCACAUCGGAUACUCCGGAUCGAACAUUAAGACUGCAAUAGCUAUUUUAAAUUGUAUAUUAGCACGACAGCUGUGCUUCGAGGAUCCGUCAUGUUCCGCCAUUCUGGAGAUCAUCCCGCGCGUGUGUGGGCCGGUACCAGUCGCCUGCAGCACGGUUACCGUAACGAAAUGCCAGGCCGCCCUCCGGACGCUGCAAGCGUUUCCAUUUUUCCGGCCCACCUGCCUGUGCAAGGAGCCGGGCAUGGAUCCGGACUGUAAUUAUUUUCGGGACUUCCUGUUCGAUCAUCCCUGCGGUUUCGUCUCGAAGAAAGAAAAAGACCCCUACCCGGUGGAUGCGCUGCCGACCUGCAACCAUGCGCUGUCCGUGUGCCAGCAGGAGCGAAAGUGCAUAAAACUGUUCGAAGAUUUCAAGCUUCACUGCAAAGUGCGGGAGAACAAGUGCCGGAUGGAAGACAGGGAUUUGUGCUACGAAGCGUGGACUAAUCUGCGAUUAUCGCCGAUGUUCGGCUGCAUCUGCCCGAAUAACCACAUGAAGCGCAGAUGUGAUAAAAUAUUUAGCGUUGUUAACCAUAAUCCUUGCGUCGAUGUGUUUCCCUCCGCACUAGACACUUCUUCCGGCACCGCAACUAAUUCCAUCUAUCCGAACUUCUUUCCCUCCGACAUCAUCGAAGAUCCUCCGCCCACCAGCACGUACCCGUUCUUUCUGUUUCCCUCCAAAAAGUACCCACCGUCGGCGUUCGGGUCCGCCAUCUACCACGCCACCGUGGACUACAUUAACCUGCCCGAUGGUCCGAGCUCUGGCAACGGCUCGAGCCCGGACUCAGAUCAAUCCUCCUCCUCCUCCUCGUCCUCCUUUCCCUCCCACACCCAUCAGCACCCGGGAACGGAGCACAACUAUCGCACUAGAUACGAGCACAAUUUUGACACCAGCAUGCACCACACCAAGCACCAAAGCCCCACUCACAGUAGCAGUAAUAAUGCACCGAUCGCACCACCGUGGCCCGAUCAGCACCAGCACCAGCACGGGCAGCAGCAGCAUCAACACCGGCACGGCGAAAACGGCACCGCCGGAACCGGCCUCGUUGGCACGGGACGAUGGGACAGCAUGUCGGUCCCAUCUGACCUCCAGCAGCAGCCGGAGACUGUCCGGGCGAUGGGGGUGGACGAUAAUUACCACCGUCUGUUGGACCAGAACAUGGCGCUGAUCGAGACGCCGCUGGUCGCGCCACCCCACGCCUACUAUCCGCAGCACUACAAGACGGCACUGUAUCCGUACAACAUCAGCGGCUAUCACCACCUGCAUCAGCAUGGGGCCGGCGGUCACUUCGGCUCCCACCAUCCGCACCAACACUCGUACGGCGGGUUCGAGUACGAGUACGGUGGUACGAUCGGUGGUGCCGCUGGGGGUCCCGGGUCCGGGGGCUACUUGACGGCGGCAGGUGGAUCCGCCCCAUUCGACAAUAUUCUGAUCAGUAUGAAUAGUGGCAACGUCGAUGCAGCAAUCGAGCUCGAUGGCGCGAGCUACGAACAGACGGUGGACAAACAAUUUGGCUCGGACGACAUCGAGGAGAAGGAAGCAGAAAUGAGUUUUAUUCACUUCCAAAGUACCUGCCACCUGGCGCUCGAUUCGUGCCGCGACGAUCAGGUGUGCUCGUCCGCGCUCAAGACGGUCCUGAUGCACUGCGAGCAGCAUCGGUGCAACCGGAACGCUUGCAUGGAGUCGCUGCAGAGCUUCUACAAAAGCAUUCACGACGAUCUGAGCCUGGACAUCGCGUUCUGCCUGUGCAGGAAAACACCUAACCGGCACGACAGCUGCAUGAUCGCGCAGGAAAAGCUACACCCAGUGUGCGCCCAGCGGCCACCCGAGAGCCUCAGCAGCCAGCAGUCUUCAUCGGGAACUGGCAACGGUAUCGCGUACAAUACGCCACCGGCGUGUCACGCGGUCGCAGAGCUGUGCCGGGAGGAUGAAGACUGCCGUGCCCGGCUGGAGGUGUUCGAGCAGUCCUGCGCGGUGGACAGUGUGACCAAGAAGUGUGCCGGAAAGACGAGCGCUUGCAGGCAAGCUAUGCUUGGCAUUCUGGGUACACCGCUCAGGACGACCUGCGCCUGUCAGGGUUCGGAUAUGCAGCAGCUGUACGACUGUCUCGGCUGGCAGAGGCUCCUUUGGCUCAAUCCGUGUGUUGUCGAGUCACAGAAGGACUUUCAUCUGAAGCGUUUGGCGGAGCUAGGGUUGCUCACGACCACAACGACUUUGGCAACGACUACAAGCACAGUGAGGCCAACGACGACGACCACCACGACGACUACCGUCAGGACGACGCGAGUCACACCACCACCAACGCAGCCCCCAACGAGGCCAAAACCGGUGUAUCGACCCAAACCAACCGAGCAGCAUACGAUCGAGACGAAUUACGUGGAGACACCUGACACGCGCCCGGAAACGCUGUUACACAAGCAAAACGAGGUGAUCGAGCGAUCCGACCUCGAUCGUGGCCAUCAUCACCCACAUCCGGACGAGUAUGACAAGCCAACGGGCUCCCAUCACCAGCCAGAUGAGCUGGAUGGCGAAGAGGACGAUCCACCCGGGCAGUACGGUAACAAGAUCUACCAACGGCCCGACGAACAGGUGCUCCACGUUGCCAGCACAGAGGUGUUGGAGGUUGAGACACUUCCACCGACUACCGUCACGACCACGACGACAGAACCAACGACGACAGCCGUCCCGAUCCGAUAUUGCGUGGUUCAACGAUCACGCCAACCCGAUCAGCUGAUUGCAGAGGGAAAAAGUCGUCGGCUAUACAUCCUGGAUGAUGCCGAGUGCAGUGAGCUGUGUACGUGUGGUGGUGGUGAUUCGCUGGCGCUGACCUGCCACGCCUUGUGUGUCCCACUAGCACCGUGCCGAACGGCCCUGGCAUUUUACAGCCACGCAGCACCCGCCUAUCAGGCGUUCCGAGGACGAUGCCUCUGCUACUCGGGCCGGUUCAUCUGCAUGCGACCUCCACCGGGGGAAUACGUUCUACCAGGUGGCAUCUUUCUAAUGCUAGGGUACAGCUCUACCGACGAAGCACUGUUGAGACCGCACACGAACCUCGGCGUGCAGGACGCCGUACGGGCGCUGCAGCAGUACGUUUUGCAGCACAUCGACAAUUCGACGCCAUGCACUUUGACGCUCUUCAACAUCACCGAGGAGAAUAUCAUCCUCUCGAUACGGUUGCCUCUCGAUCCGAAGCUUACGCCCAUGCAGCUGUUAAAGCAGGAAAAGGACCAGUGCACGAGGAUCCUGGAGACGAUCGGCCACCAGGUCAAUACACAGUACGUGGAACUGUCCGCACAUCGGCUACUCAGCAUCUUCAAGAUGGCCGAGGUGCAGAUCGUAUGGCCCGAGGUGAGCCACGCACGCAGUCUGGGCACGGGCGUGAUCACAGUGCUACUCGCUCUCUGUGGCACUCUGUUGCCACCGUUCGUUCGAUGGGGACGACAUCACCAACGAUGGCUGACGGCACCACAACCCGUCACGUGA